Molecule: messenger RNA, 1151 nt
Organism: Tripterygium wilfordii
Lineage: Eukaryota; Viridiplantae; Streptophyta; Magnoliopsida; Celastrales; Celastraceae
Product: BURP domain protein USPL1-like
Exons: 4
Coding region: 1-945 (314 amino acids)
Source: RefSeq, a predicted model, not a curated record
AUGCCGCCCAUCAUCAAUGAGAUGGGUGGAGCAGUGGUGACGGCGUGGAGCAGUGGUACGGGUGGCAGUCGUCGACGGCUUGGAGCAAUGGCGACAGCGGAUGUGGUAGAGGCGUGGAGCAGUUGUGGGUCGAUGGCACACAUAGAGAAAUACGCACUUCGUUCUCUUUGUGUGUUCUUGAAGUGUGGACUAUUAUCGGUUCAUGGAGAUGGAGAUGACAAUCAAAAUGUGCAAGUGAAUCCACAACCUACAUUCAAGGUGGACCAAAACAUGAUGUUUCUAAAUAUGGAUGAAUUGUAUGUGGGGAAUAUUCACAAGAUCAAAUUUGACUUCGAUGACCCUUCCACAUCUCCUCAUCAUUUCCUCCCAAAAGAAGUGGCCGAUUCGAUCCCUUUCGCAUCGUCCGAGCUCCAAAAUAUUCUCAAACUCUUCUCAAUCCCUCAAGGUUCCGAAAAAGCUAAAGCAAUGGAAGACACGUUGUUUAAGUGUGAGAACACUUAUAAGAAGGGAGAGGUUAGGACAUGUACGACUUCAUUAGAGUCCAUGAUUGAUUUUGUGCGUAGCGUAUUCGGACCGAGAGCUGAGAUCAAAGUCCUGGCAAACAGUCACACACCGGGGUCGACCAGUACUUCUGAUGAGUACACCAUGGCGGAAGUCGGAGAGAUUCCGAUGCAUAAGAUGGUUGGAUGUCAUUGGAUGCGUUAUCCUUAUUCAGUUUAUGAUUGCCAUCACAGGUUCAAUUCUAAAGCCAAGGUUUUCAGGGUGAAACUCGUUGGUAACAGAGGAGGAGAUGAAUUGGAAACUUAUGUUUCUUGCCAUAUGGACACAUCGACGUGGGAUCAGAACCUUCAAGUGUUUGAUUUACUUAAUGUCAAGCCAGGAAGCUCUCCUAUUUGCCACUUCUUCCCUGAAGGAGACCUUAUAUGGAUCCAGCCAUCUAUCUAAGGAUAUGUAGUAGUAGAUUCACUCUCCUGUGUUUUAAUGUUAUUUGCUAUGGUUGCUUUACUCUACAUAUUCUACAUAGUUGAAUAUGGUGGUUACUACGUACCAAAUAUGUAAUAAAUCUAUGUUGGAGAGUGAAUUAAUAUUGAUGUAAUGAACUUUAGUUCAUCAAUAAAUAAACUAAUGAAUGAUGUUAUUGCUUGUCUGUA